CCGGGGUGGCACUUCCACCCAGCCGUACACGAAGGAGGAGGAGGAGAAGAUGGUCGCCAUUCUAAGGGAAAGGAAAGAGAAGAAAGAGGCCAAGAAGAAGGCCCUACAAGAGGAGCAGACGGCAAAGUUGAAAAAAAUAGAAGAAGAGAUGGCCAGGGAAAAAGAGAGGUUAUAGAAGGAAGAAGAGAAGUUGAAGGAGGUGGAAGAAGAAGAAGAAGAGGGACCGCCACUGCAGAGGAGGAGAGGGCAGCACAGUGGCAGCAAAAAUGACGAGAUGGAGGAAAAGAUUUUGGAGUGGGUCACCAACUUAUCCCUGGGCGAAGAAGAAGAGGUGACUAUGUACAUCCCCAAGGAUGUGCAGGAAGCCGCUAUGAAAAAAUGGGAGGCAGAAGAAGAUGUUAUGAAGCGGCAGGCGAUGGAAGAUGAAACGAGGAUGGAGUGGAAACUCGCAAUGAUGAAGGAGAAGAAAAGGAGAGUGGACGCGGCGAGUGCAGCAGCAGAGGAAUUAGCGGAGUUGCGGACCCUAACUAGACAAUUGACUCCGCAAGUAGAUCUCCAACGUAAAGUGGAGAUCAUUGCCCAGAGCGUCGAGCAUUUAGCCAGGGUGCAAGAACAACAAUAUGACUUCAGCCGGAGUCAAGAUAUCGCCGUGCGUUCGAUGCGGCUGGGAUUCCGGGACUUUGCUCGCGAAUUGAUAGGUGCUGUAGGGGCUGAGGUGAAUCAUCGCCUCGAGAAGACUGAGCGCUUCUGUGUCGGCGCCAUUGAAGGCGUCAAGGUGGCAACUCCCAAGGAGGAAGAAGCACGUCCUCGUAGGGAACCAGUCAAAGUCAAAUUCCCUGAUUCCUACAGUGGAAAAAGGGAAGAAAACUUUGACAAUUGGGAGGCCAAUAUCAAGACCUAUGUCCACCUGCAACAGGUCUCCCCGGACCAGCACGUGUUGAUAGCAAUCCAUGCGCUCAGAGACGAAGCCGCCAGUUUCGCGCGAUCCCUAGUCCGCGCUGCCAACUGCAAUGAUGAUGUCGUUGCCUACUCGUCAUUCACCCCCCUCGUUGACUUUAUGAAAUUGCUGCGCGAGCGGUUUGCUGAUGUCGCUCGUAGUGUCAAAGCCUCAGAUAGGCUUCAGACAAUUCACUCUCGUCAGUGGAAGAGUGUCAGGGCACUCAAAGGCACAAUGGACGAACUAGUGGCUGUUCCUGACCACGGGUUCACUGAGACCCAGUUGGUCAACCUCUUCUACCGGGCUAUGCCCGAGUCGCUGCGUGGCCACUUCUUUGCGAAGAGCCAGGACCCUGCUAUGACCUAUGAUGCACUCAUCAGGGAGGUGGCCGCGUUUUAGGCGAAGUCUGUGUCAGUUUCUACUUUCUGGCACAAAGACUUAG
Messenger RNA from Chara braunii, 1379 nucleotides. The record is from the annotation of a GenBank genome assembly. NCBI's taxonomy places the organism in Eukaryota, Viridiplantae, Streptophyta, Charophyceae, Charales, Characeae.